Molecule: messenger RNA, 11180 nt
Organism: Oreochromis niloticus (Nile tilapia)
Lineage: Eukaryota; Metazoa; Chordata; Actinopteri; Cichliformes; Cichlidae
Exons: 9
Coding region: 37-1449 (470 amino acids)
Source: RefSeq, a predicted model, not a curated record
CCUGGUGUGUUUCCUGGAGCAUCCGGGUCGCUUGUGAUGGGUUGGCCACCCACCGACACCCAGCUGAUGACAGUGACGGGGGAGAGAACUGACAUGCUGGGGAAGAAACCAUUGCGGAUCCGAGUGAAGGAUCUGGAGCUGGUGCAUGACUUCUGGCUUGCUGACAUCCAAGAACAGUGCAUCAUCGGCCUUGAUCUGCUGACCCGCUGGGGGGCCUGCGUUGACACCGCGAAGCUGGUUAUCACUCUUGGUACAGAGACUCUGGCCCUCCAGUGCGGUCAGAAGCAGGGAACCGGAGACUGCAGGCAGACUCGGCUGGUUCAGCACACCGUCGACACCGGCUCUGCUCAACCCAUCUGUCUGCGCCCAUGCCAGCUGCCCCUCUCGAAACGGCAGGGAGAGCGGGCCCAGGAGGCAUGGGGCGUGGCUACUGCUCAGGCCGCAGCCGGCGGAGGUGGAUGGCUCUCGUUGACCAUGCAGCAGCUGAAGCAGGAGCAGGAGGCUGAUGCGACGUUGGUUCAGGUGGGGGCCUGGCUGGAGGCAGCACGACGCCCAGGCUGGACAGGGGUGUCAGGACGGGGGCCCGAAGUGAAGGCCUACUACUCCCAGUACAACAACCUGGAGACCCACGACAGCCUCCUGUACCGGAGAUGGCGGGCCCCCGGGCAGGGCAGAGAUCUCCUGCAGUUGUUGGUGCCUCGGUCGCUGCGGUCGCAGGUGCUCGAGCUCGUCCAUGGCUCGGUGGGGGCCGGCCACUAUGGAAAUGCUAAAACUCUCCGCCGUCUCAGGGGACGGUUCUACUGGCCUGGCUGUCGACGGGAUGUGGAACGUCAUGUGCACUGCUGUGACACCUGUACGGCACGGAAGGGCUCCACUCAAUGCUUCACUGCCCCCCGACAGCAGCAUCGGGUGGGGGCCCCGAUGGAGAGAGCGGGAGGAGACGUCCUAGGCCCUUUCCCCGUCCCCGAGGCAGAGAACCGGCGCGUGUUGGUGGCCAGAGACUGCUACAGGAGGCUGAGGGAGCAGCGCCUGGCCCAGGUCAGUGCCGGAGUACGACAGAAAAGAGCCUGCGACACCAGGUGCGGAGGGGGAGCUUUCGUGCCUGGCGACAAGGUUUGGAUGUACUGCCCGGCUUGCAAGAGAGGGGUAUUCCCCAGGCUGUGCGGUCACUGGCAAGGGCCGGCGAAAGUCGUGGGGCGGCUAACAGAAGCGGUGUACCAGAUCCACAUGCCGGGCCCAGGGCGUGUGGCGGUGUGGCACCAGGACAGGCUCUCGCCGUACCGCCCGCCCACUCCAGCAGCCGCCGGGUCAGGGGAUGCUGGUGGCACCCCAGGUUCUCAUCCAAGUGACUCUUCCCCUGCUGGUCGAGAUCAGCCUGCGCGCCGAAGGAAGACACAUGGACAGUUGCAGGACUUUGUGUGGGGUAACGGGGUUGUCGGGGACGACUGACCCCUUAGGUGGGGGCUAUGUAGCGGCCCAGGGCUGUUCGGGGAUUUGUUAUGGACAUUUAUGUUCUGUUUUACAGUUAUGUUUUGUUGUCAUGUUGCCAUGGUGACAGGUGACGCCCUCUCGCUGCGACGAGGUGGCCUUCCGGGGUCAGAGGGCGCCCUGUGUGGUGUUGUUGCUGUUUUUUUUGCCGCGCUGAGCAGAGGGCUCGCGCCAGUGUUGCUCCCCAAGAGCUAAAUAAACGGGUGCUCCCGAAGAAACCUCCGUCUCCUCCGUUCCCUGAGCUCGCCACAAUUGCUAAAAGAAAUUUAAUUUGUAGCUCUAAAUAAAUUCUAAAUGCAUUUAGGACGUUUUUUUACUCACUUUAUGUCUCUUCCACGGUGUUAUUUUUCUCGCUUACAACAUAGGUUACAAUUACAUUAGCAUGACCAAUUAUGCAAAUUAGGCGAUGAAGUCAUUUAGCAACUUCUAGCGACUUUUAGGACAGCGAUUUUCCUUACUGAGGAGUUGGCAACACUGGUCCUGCGACGGUACACCGCCUCCGCACCACCGUUUAAACAUGAAGUGUGGAUGUUAGAAGAUCCCAAAUGUGUGUGUCUUUUGUCCCGUCUUCCUCUCCUCACCCCCAAUGGGUCGCAGCGGGCCGCCCCUCCCUGACCCUGGUUCUGCCAGAGGGUGCUUCCUGUUAAAAGUGAGUUGUUCCCUUCCCACUGUUGCCAAGUGCUUGCUCAAAGGGGGUUGUCUGAUUGUUGAAGUUUUUUCUUAAUUGUAGACUUUCUAUCUUACAAUCUAAAGUGCCUUGAGGAGAAUGUUGUUGUGAUUCGGCUCUGUAUAAAUACAAUUAAAUCGAAUUGAGUGGGUUCAGCUGUUUUGUGAAAUAAAAGUGACUGACACUGUAAGAAAUAGCCUGGAUGUAACUCAUGAUAAGAAGAGCAAUAUCGACCCCUCCUGGGUCAACUAAACUCCCGUGUUUUUGUCAGAGAGACAGGUUAGUUUAUUACUCUUUUAUAAAAUAAUGGUCAUUCGAUGUAUGUAAUAAUAUAAUAUAAAUAAUAUUAUAAUAAUAAUAAUAUAAUAGUAAUAUAAAUAGUUAUAUAGAAGUCAGUAACACAUACUCAUAUUUAUGUGCAACAUUCCAUUGAUGGAAUGGAAUUUUAUUGAUGUUAAAUUAAAGUUCCAGAUUAGCUAUGCUGUCAGUGCAAGUCACUUCAACCUGUAUAGCACCAAAGGAAACAAUGGUGUUUUUAAGGCGCUUCACACUGUAAGGUAACAACUUACAGUAUUAAAAAGAAAACCCCAACAGAUAAACCCCUCUGAGCAAGCACUAGGCGACAGUGGGAAGGAAAAACUCCCUUUUAAGAGGAAGACACCUUCGACAGAACCAGGCUCAGGGCGGGGUGGCCAUCUGCCGCGACCAUUCCUGGGGAUUUCAAAAAUGACUUGAUCUGAUCUAAAUGUAAAACUAGCUAAUUUAAAGUGUCCAGUGAGUUUUCUAAAAUAUUUUGCUAUUGAUAUCACGAUGUCACUAUAAAGGGGAAACUUUGUUUCUUCCCUUAAACCUCCCAAAAAAUGCACGCACCGAUGAGAAACACUUAGAUAUGCAACUUGGUUCCUUGGAUAUCUUUCUUUUGAAAGUGUUAACAAUAUCCUCAUCAAGUUCUUGGGAGUUUAAUUGCCAGAAUGUCACGAUAGCCGCUGCAUGCUUCCACCUUUUACAGAGUGAUUUGAAAACCCUCUUGCUGAGUUUCUUGAACUUCUCUGGGGGGAUUUUGUCGUAUUCGGCCCUGAUUUCAGACCAGAUUUUCACAUUAAGCCGUUUGGAGAUAGCUUCAGCACUUUCCAUACUGAAGACUAUGCCUGAAUUUUUUGCAACCUGGGAAACCAGUUCUUCCACAAAGAUUUCCACUGAAAAUCUGCAUCUUUCUUUCUUUUCAUAUGAUUCCAGUCGAUCGAUAUCUGUUAAUGCCAACAGGUGUUCUUGGAAUACUGAAGUAGUUAUCAUAUUAAAUAUUGGUCUUUCUAAAUCCAUUAAUUCUUUUAAAUUCAUUGAAUCCUCCUCCCCAUGGACACAUAAUUUUUCACAAAGAUCCUUAAAAAUGGCAUUAGCAAUGCUGUGAAAAUAUUUCUGCACUUUUCGGUCUAAAUGCAAAUCCAUCCCCUGGAUUUUGUCCAAGAUUAGAUCCAACAAAAGUUUCUGGUGAGAAUGAGAAGGAUGGCAAUUUAAAAAUUUACCAAACUUUGAAAACACAUCCUGAAUUAAUGUGCUUAACCAUCUUUCAAAGUUUUCGGGUGGCUCACAGGCUACAGAAGAUCUGUGAUUCUGUAUCUUUUGACAUGAAUCCGUUUGACUUAUGUUUGUUAACGGUGGGUUGCUGGCUUCAUGUUCAACACAAGAUUUCUGCUGCUGGGGAUCUGGAAUUGGAUUGUUUUCUGCUUUUGCAGCACUGUGUUGGUCAGCAUUGUGGCAGCUUUCUUCUGUGUUAGCUGUUUCUUGGGUGUUAGCAUCUAUAUUCUGUGCAGUAUCAAACUCCUGCUCAGCAGAAUCGUCCACAUAUUUCACAUGUGAGAAUAACACUGUUUCGCCAGUGAUGGUGUGGACAGGGGAGUUCUGGGAAGACCUCAGUGGUACUGUUACUGACUGUUGACACAGGUCCAUUAUGCUCUCUACAAAAUCUACAAGCCGCUUAGCGGUGAAGCGAUCCGGAUACCCUAAGAUAAGCUCUUGCCACUGCCAAGAUGAGAAACUAUAGAACAAGUUAUUCAAGAGGGAUAUCAGAGCCCGUAUUGUAUAAUUAUCCUGUUUGCUCAGAGCUGUUUUAUCACCUGUCAUUCUCUUAUCGUUUGAGGUUGCCAUUUGUUUUGUUUUUUAACAUUAAAUUAAUUCCUUAAAUGUUGUUUUGUGUUAAAUUCCGUGUUUGAACGUUUAGAAGCGCUGCUAAUGUCCCGCUGUAUAAAUGCCUUUCAACUGAACCUAUCCAAGAGCUCUAUAUAAGGUCUAUUUAAGGUUUCUGGAUCAGCCUAAUCCUAUGUGGCGUCACCAGUUCUUUGAAGAUUGCCCCGCCCAUCAUGACGAAAGGGGUGGGGCACAUCUGUUGCUUAGCAACUUGAAAAAAGGCACGCCUCGCUGAAUGCCACAUCCGUCCUGCGACGGUACACCGCCUUCGCACCACCGUUUAAACAUGAAGAUCCCAAAUGUGGUUAGGGCCUAUUAUAUGCCGCAGCCUAAAGGCAGCUGAGUUGCAGAGGACGGAGUGAUCACUGGCUAUCUACUUACAGGGUGUCCAGCACUGAGUGUAUGCCGACCCCAGCAGCCAAAGGGAGCUUCUGGUGGUCCAGUGAUGUGUCCUGAAGCGACGACAUCAGCUGCCCCUCCUGUAGGCCCACCACCAGCAGUAGGUGCUAUCUGUCUCAUUCCAAGCUAACUGCUACUCCUCUACAUCUAAACGAGCCAGUUGAGGAGGUUCAGGCAUCUGACAAGGGUGCCUCUUGAGCGCCUCCUGGGUGAGAUGUUCCAGGCAUGUCCCACCAGGACAGACAGGACAGACCCAGGACAUGUUGGGGAGAUCACAGCACUCAGCAGAGAGUGCCUCAGUGUCCCCCAAAUAAUGGAGGAGCUGGCUCAGGAGAGUAAGAAGGGCCUGCUGCUGGAUGUCCAGACUCCAGCGUCAGCAGGAGGGUCAGGGUACAGGGUUCGAACCUCCUCACGAGAUGUCGUAUCUGCUGGAUAAAAGCAAGCUACAUCACAGCAGGGAUUGUCCUAGAGCUGCCCUACGGUAACAAUCAACUGACUAAUAUAUGAAAUACUUGCAGUAGCACAAUAAUAAACACAAAGCAAAAAAGUGUUUAGUGAAGAUAAAAAACCCCAUCAAAGUUUUAGUUUGGAUAAAGGGAGACAGAGCACCAAUCUAAACCAGUGUAAACCAUCUGGCACCUCCACACUUGUAAGAACAGCAUGACCAAAGUGAUUGUAAGAGGAAACGACCUUGACUUCCUUUACAUAGUACUGAGAAUAAAAGAAAAGCAUAAUUAGAAUUAUUUGUGCUUCUUCUUCUUUCGGCUGCUCCCUUUAGAGGUCGCUACAGUGGAUCAUCUGCCUCCAUCACUCUAUUUCUAGCAUUCUCCUCAGUCACACCAACCCCCUGCAUGUCCUCCUUCACUACAUCCACGAAUCCUUUCUGUGGUUGUCUGAAAACAUCAUCCACAGAGACUAUUGCCUGAUCUCAUCCGUCAGCCUCUCCAUCACCAGUGCAAACAAGAAGGGGCUCAGAGCCUCUCUCUGAUGUAAUCUCAACCCAUCACAUACUUCUCUGCCCCUCAGGACUUCCUUAUGCAGCGCCACAGUUAGCCUUCACUCCUACCCUCUCUAUGCCUCCCGUCUCCAUCCUCUUCAGAGUUGCCUCACUUCCUUCUCUAAUUCCAUUUUCAUCCAAAGUACUCCUCCUCUCUUCUCAACACACUGUCUUCUCAUUAGCACAUUUCCGUCUCUAUACUUGGUUACUCUCUUCCAGCACAAUUUAUGUGCCUUCCUAUUCAUUACAAGUCAUUUUCUCCUUAGUGUCCAGCCUCACAUACAACUCACUACAAGCCUUUUGCUGUGCCAGUGACACCUCUCUCUUUGCUGUGCACCUAGCCUUUUAGUACUCCUUCCUUCAGCUCCCUGACUAUCCCACUCUUUCUUUGCCAGUCUCUUCCUUGAAUACAUUCCUGAAUCUGUUAUUAUUUGUGCAAGAUUAAAAGCAAGAUUUUGCUUUUACAGUCUCACUGCGGGUUGAUACAUUGUAAGAACGCCUGUGGUUCACAUAAGCAUUAAAAGCUUGUAUUACUCCCUGAUGUUUUGCCUGUUAGCAUGUGCAGCAGCUGGAGAAGGCCUCCCAGCCAGAGACAGGACAGCUUCUCGAUGUGCAGGUUGGUCGUCUUCUACGCAGGAGCAAAGGAGAAAAAUCCCAAGUUAAACAGAACAACUACCUCUAAUAACAAACAGACAUCUCUCUAAAAACGUGGCAGCAGUUCACCAUGUCAAAUGCUUUCUCGUCGUGCACAGUGACUAUAACAAUUAGCCCCACUGGCUGCACUGUCCUGCUGUGACAUAAGUUAAUCAGCAUUGCUAUAAAACAAUGAGGCUAUUACGUUUGACCUGCACUUGCAGAAUACAUUCCAAAGCUUUUGUUCCCUAAAGCAUUCGUCCUUCUUUGUGAGCAGUUUGUGACAAAAGAAAAGCCCAGAAACUGGCACCAGUUCAAAGCAUUUCUCAGAUGAUUUGCUGUAAACUUGAAUACAAGCACAGAUUAAUAAAUGUCUUCUAAAACAUUCUACUGAAUACAUUCUUCACUACGAAUAUCAAAUUAAGAUAUCACUUUAACAGCCCAGAGUUAGUAUCGUGUCUUUGCCUCACCACAUCUGGGGUUAACUGGGUUAAAUUCAACAUAGCAGCGUCUCUAAAUGACUGAUUCUAAGCCUGGCACUUAUGCCUGCACACAUUACCCUGCUGUUCAGUGGUGCCUGACUGCAAUACCUGUUUACCUGAUUGUAGUGGGUCUUGUGUGAAUCUGUGCAACCCAUCUGAACCUCCAGUUGUCACCGCUCUUUCCUCAGAUACCUACAUAGGGCUGACAGCACUCUGAACACUUCCUGUUGAUCAUCUGAAGCACGACAGGGGACUGAAGGCAGGGCAGGGAUCAGGAAAAUAAAGGUUUAUAAUUUGCACAAAUCUUACCCUGUUGGCUGGGAAUUUCAUCGGGUGGUGGGUGGUUUGGUGCUGACACUGAGCAAUUCUGUGAAUGCAUUUUUUUUUAUGUAUAGAGUUAUCAUACAGGGCAAAAUGUGAAAAUAUUUGCAGUCUUUGCAAUGAGUUACAGUUCUAAACGAGUGCUGGCUAAAAACAGAGAAGGGCCUAGAUGGUGCAAGAUUUGCCAGCUUUUUCUGCAAGGUUGGGAUGGGCGGAGAGGGCUGCCUCUGCAGGACGACAACUAGAUUCUUUCUUUGUCAUUCUUUGACAAAGACACAGCGAGCUGAAGCACUCCUGUCUUUUCAGGCUUACUGUACCUCAUAAUUCAAGUCUUUCUCCACCCUGGUGGUCCUUUUUAGUCUCCUUUUCCUGCCUCACCACCUUUUCCUCCUUCUGCUUAUGUGUUUCAGCUUCAUGGAUCCUGCCUUGGUUUUUCAGCUUAUACUGCAGAGAGUAGAUAAAACUAUCUCUCAAAACCCACUCCAUUGUGACAGAACCCACUCUUAACUACAAAGAAGGAGAAAUGAUGAAGGACACUUAGUGUUUGUGCACCAGUUGUUAUGUGUGUAACGCAUAAACCUCUGCUUUUCCCCGCUGUAGCCAUUCUGUCGCUGCGGUGCAUUGUGCGGCCUGCUAGCUGCAUCGAGGCGUCGGGAAUUUCCUCUCAUAGCCAUGUCUCGUGACGACAAGGACACGACGGUCACAGGCGAGCUCGUCACCUCAGUCCUUUUCUCUUUCCUUUGCUCAUCUUCAUAUUCCUCCAACAGCCUGGACCUGCCCUUGUUCCUUACAGAGAUUCUGGUACGAGAGAGGAGUGAGAGACUGGUGAGACGCCAAGAGUGAGCGUGUUCCCCCUGCUUUUCCCUGCAGAUUCCCUGGAGACCUGAUCCCUGCGCCCUUGUCUAUAGCACUUUGACACUGUCGCACAUUUCACUUGGUGUUUGUGAAUAAACCCUCUGUUCUUCCUUUGAGUGAAAGAGUCCUGUGUUUGAAUACCGUAACAUAUAGCUUGCUUUAAAAAUUGUUAGCAGUAAUCAACAACAUAAAUAAACAUUUAGUAAUGUUUGUGAAUACAGAUAGUUACAAUACGUGGAUUGUGAGGAAGAUGAGGAUCUAAUGGAUUCCUGGUUGCAUAGUAUUAAUAAUCUUUAUCAUAUGAAGUCUUGGAAUUGUGAGGUACAAUAGGAGGUACAGGAGGAGCAACACCUGCAACCCUGAACAACGGAGUUACCAACACUUGAGUGAGUGUAUAAGCAGGGCUGCUAAUUUUAUUUAUUUAACUGAAGCAAAAGUGAGCUACCUUGGGAUGGUCGCCUCUCCUAGGAUGUUUGAGAAGUCUCUGUGGUAGUCCUCACUACAACAGGCCAGUGAGGGGACACUGGUAAUUUCAUCCCAUUCGAAGGCACAGUCACCUGGGACUUUCCUGGGGGGCCUCUCUCAUCUGCAAUCUCAGUGGGUUUACCAUUUUCAAGACUGGAAUUUAGGUGCUUACCUUUGGCCUCUAGAUCGUUUCCUAGCUUGUGAAGAAUAUCCUGGCUCAGGCUCUUAUAGUGACCAUUCACAGACCCUAUAGCUCCUGAAUCCGGUCAGGCUGGAACCGAUUGUCCAGAAGACAAUCAUCAAAAAAAGACAACAUAUAUAAGAUUUGGUGGCACUUUAUUUUUAAGAAAUUUCUCCAAGACUCCACAACAACAACAAAUCCAGACCUGACACAAACAUUAUGUUUUUGAUGUUUAAAUGUUUUGCUAGCCAGGUCUUUUUAAUGUUAUACUCCUACCGCUUUCUCAGGGUAAACCCUCAGCUCAAGUCUCUUCUCCCUAAAGAGAAAAAGGAGAGAGAAAAACGUCACAGGCUUGUUGCUGUCUCCUACGUCUUCUUUUUCUUUCAGCUGCUCCCUUUAAAGAUCUCCACAACAUGAUCAACAGCCUCCAUCUGAAUGAAAAUGAUCACUACUGAAUGAAAAUAACUCAGUAAAAGACUUUUUUCUAAUAGCUUUGUGUGGUGCUCUAUUGUUUAUUUCGCUUUUUUAAUUUUAUUUUUAUAAGUUAUUCUGAUUUAUUUAAGACCUUUUCUUAUAGGUUAUACAUAAUUUUAUCCCUGAUGUAACAGUAAAUUCCUAUUGUCUGGCCUAAGUGAACUAUAUAUUAUUUUAUCUAUACAUGUUCAGAUUUUUAUUUCAUUUUUUUGCAUCAUCACACCCUGGAUAUCAUCACACGUAUCUGUAGUCCAGCUGAAGUGAAAAGCUUUUUCCUUUCAUACUUUGUACCCAGCAUAAGGCUUAACUCAAUACCUCAGAAAUACGGCAUAUAUAGAGUAGACUGUACAAAAAAAAAAAACAGGAAACUAGUCACUAAACACUACAGGCUUAAAUAAUUCAGCCAAUUCACUACUACAGCCUUGUACAGUACCUCUGGAUUAGGUGUGUCACUGGUUUAUGUUAAAAUUGUUUUUCUCUUCUUCUUUCUCCUGUUUAAUUUUCUACAGUUUAUUCUAUCUAUUCACUGCAACUGAGAAAUACUUACCUCUGUAGCAUUUCUGGAGCCUCAUUUCUUCAAAGGGACAGAAAAGGUGACAGAGAGGAGUAAGACAAGUAAGUAAAAUAAGAUAGGAGAGAGCAGAGAGGAGAGCCGGAAGGGGGGCGCCCGAUCUGGCGGGGAGGUGUGGGAAGCCAGAUCGGGCUGUAUGCUCUACUUCCCCACUGCCUCCCAGAAAAGGGGAGAAGAGGGGAAUAUUUUUCUUUUCCUUUCUUUCAUUCCUCCUUUUGGUUUCACUACCAUGAGGUUAACUGCUCAGUUCCCAGGAGGCCCUGAGACAGCUGUAGCAGUCAACCAGCAAAACUUCUAAUGUUAUGUUUCACCCUUUCGACGCCCCCUGUUGAGGCAGGCCCACCACGACUCGAUCAAUCCUUGGCAUGUGUAUCGCAGCUGACUGAGCUGACUGUCCAGUGACUGGUCCUCUCAGCAGUGUCAGCUAAUUCUCUUAUAGCCUGCCGUUGUGCCUGUCCUCUGAGCCCAAUCUCUCUAAGCAGUUUUGCUGUUGUACUGGCAACAAAGCCCCUGCACCCCACUUCCAGCGGGCGCACCUUGAUCUUCCAGCCUCUGUCCUCUGUAUUCAUCAAUUUCAGAGAUGCGGAAAGCUCACAUACUCAAUAUCAACAAGAAGAAAGAAAGAACUAAAAAUUACUAAAGUUGUGGUGAGGAAGUGGGAUCUGACUAAUGACAGGAAGUAAAAAUAGUUUUAAAGAGUCAUCAGCUCAGAGACUGUGACAGUUGAGACCGACAACAAGAAAGAAGUGAGACAGAGAAGCACGAUGGAUGAAUUCAGAGGGAUUCAAAUGUUUUUAUGUCUGAUGCUGAUGAUUCAGAUUGCAGUAUCUGAAACUGAAACCUCCAUUUUUAUGAAAGUUGGAGAUGACGUCACUCUGCUUUGUCUAAAUGUGAUAGAUGAGCAGAAUAACUGUGACGGUAUUGAGUGGACCUUUACUUCAAGGCACAAAACAACAGUAGAGCUGAUCACACUUGGACAGAUUGGUGAAGAAGCCAAAAUCAAAUCAGACAGACUGAGUGUUACAGCGAACUGUUCUCUGGUUAUUAAGAAUCUCACAUUUGAGGAAGUUGGUCUUUAUUCAUGCCUACAGUACAAAUUAGGAGAAAUACAAACUCUAAACACUCUGGUUCAUCAGUCUCAGUAACUGAACACAUGGGCACUGAUGAGGUCAUUUUAAACUGCUCUGUGGUGACAUAUGGACAGUGUCAUCACACCGUUAAUUGGCUACUUAAAGGUCAAGAUGUGAACAAAGAUAACAAAGAAAUACUGACCUCACAGACUGACUGCUCCACUACUGUGACCUUUUGGAAGUCUCACUAUAUUUAUCCAUCAAGAUAUGAGAACAUGAAGUGUGAAGUGACUGAUGCUAAGACAGGAAGUGUGCAGCUGUUUACCUUCAGCUAUCAGUCCUCAGAUGAGGAAACAGAUGACAAAAAAACAACACAGAAACCAACAAGAAAAA